Colletotrichum aenigma is the source of this 1419-nucleotide messenger RNA. It is a transcript of the gene pao, whose product is annotated as Pseudooxynicotine oxidase. The transcript is spliced from 4 exons. Lineage: Eukaryota; Fungi; Ascomycota; Sordariomycetes; Glomerellales; Glomerellaceae. Bases 1 to 1419 code for a protein of 472 amino acids. Gene Ontology annotation, molecular function: oxidoreductase activity. The record is from RefSeq and is a predicted model, not a curated record.
AUGUCACGGUCCAAGGAGGGUUAUCUUUGGACUCCUGAGGGCACAACUGAAGGACUACCAACAGCAGCCGUGCUGCCGGGUUCUCGUCACAUCAAGCAAUCUUAUGACGUCGUCGUCAUUGGCGGAGGCUUUGCGGGCCUCGUCGCAGCCCGUGAUCUGACGAAGCAACCAGGAGUAAACGUGUUGCUACUUGAGGGGCGCGACAGGAUCGGCGGGCGAACCUGGACCGCAUCCGUCCUCGGCGAGGAGUUUGAGAUGGGCGGAACCUGGGUGCACUGGUGCCAACCGCACGUCUACAACGAACUCCAUCGGUACGGACUUCAUCGAAACCUCAAGGCUUCCGCGGGGGCUUGCUCCGACGCGAAGGCAUUCUUCAAGCCUCGAAAUGGUACGGUCAAGCAAUUGACGUCUGAGAUGAACUGGGCCACGGCCGAGAGGGUGGCUGCCCUCUUCUUCGGUGUUGACGGCAACACGAGCCAAAGCCUGAUGCCCUUCCCACACGAGCCCUUCCAGGAGCCCGCGCCUUGGAAGCAAUACGAUGGUUUGACCGUGCAGGACCGGCUCGACCGGCUCGACAUUACGGACCUGGAGAGGAACUAUUUCAGUUCGCUCGUGAACUUGUUCGGGUGCAACUAUGCAGCUGAUACCUCCUUCACGGAGGUCCUCCGGUGGUACGCUCUAGGGGGGCAUUCGAUGGCGGGAGCGUACGACCUCAGCGAGUUCACGGGGGAUCUCUUGUUUGGGCAAGUCGUCACCGCGAUCGAGCAGACAAGCUCGGCCGUGCGAAUCACUACCGCAGAGGGCUGGGUAUUUAGCGCCGGCUUCGUCGUCUCGACGAUUCCUCUCAACUGUCUGAGCCGAGUCGCGUUUGACCCUCCCCUGAGCCCUCUGCGGCGCAAGGCCGUAGACUACGGCCACCAGAACAAGGGAGCCAAGGUCCACUUCCGGCUCGCCAAGAUCGAGCCCGGCUGGUUCGCCACAACCGCGCCCGACGGAUCGACCCCUUACCUGCUGGCGUUUUCCGACCACAACGGCACGAAGAGCACGGGGGCAGACGGGACCUACUGCCUGGCCGCGCUCCGGAGCGGAGUGUACCCCAACCUCCAGGACCACGCGAGGGUGAUGGAAGAGUUCAAGCGCACGGUGAAGCCGGAUGUGGAGAUCACGGCGUAUAUCAGUCACGACUGGUCGAACGACCCCAUGGCUGGUGGCCAGUGGAGCUGUUGGAAGGGGGAUGCGAUGAGCAGAUAUCUGCGAGAGCUUCAGAAGCCGCAUGGGAGAGUCUUCUUUGCUAGUUCAGACAGCGCAGAUGGUUGGAGGGGGUUUAUUGAUGGUGCUGUUGAGCAGGGAAAGAACGCGACGCGCCAGGUUGCCGAGUGUCUCGGUGAUGGUCGUCGACAACUCCAUGCGAACCUGUAA